Molecule: messenger RNA, 3155 nt
Organism: Striga asiatica
Lineage: Eukaryota; Viridiplantae; Streptophyta; Magnoliopsida; Lamiales; Orobanchaceae
Source: the annotation of a GenBank genome assembly
CUAAACUCCAAUCUCAUUCUCUCUCGUGAGUUUUACUAAUUUAGCUUGGAGCCCCUCUAAACCCUCUAAUUCACAAAAGCCAUCUCAAAUACUCCCAAAACUCCACUGCCAGACAGUGUGACAAACAUUUUUCAUUAUUCGAUUUCGACUCCUUGCUGACCGAUUUCUCUCCCUCACUCCUGAUUAAUACGCUUUUCAUUUUUCUCGAUAUUCUUUAGGGUUUAAUGAGGAAUUAGGAUUUGGUUUUGGACGAGUGUUCUAGUUUUCCGAGUUCAUGGAGGCCGCGCCUGCUGUCCCGGCUGGCGCGCUGAAUGGCGGUCUACCGGUUCCGCCUAUGUCGUCGUCUUCAUCUCAUACCUCUCGCAAGGAGUGGCGCGUCGUCUCUGAGCAAUCAAUGCGUAACUCUGGCGACGAGGGGUUGGAUCGUUCAAAGCUGGUCCAGUCUGAUGAGAGAUUAAUAUAUGAGGUACAUCGUGGGAGGGAGCCAGUAGAUGUGGAUUUUUGCUCGAUAACCAUUGAUGGAUGUUUGGACAAUGAUAUUAUGCAGCAGAGACUUGGUGCCUUGGCAAAACAAAGGGAGGAGCUGCAGCAGGUGGAGAUUGAGCUCCGUGCACAGGUCAUUGUGAGAUCAGAAAUCGUGGGAAUGCAGAAUACAUUUGAUACUCAAAUCAAAGAACAUGCAGAUGCCAAUGCCAAACUUCAGGUGCAUCUGCGUGAAAAAGAACAGAAGAUACAUGAGUUGGGGAGAAAGAUGGAAGAAAAAGAAAGAGAGCUGCAUGCUAUUAGAUUAGAUAAUGAAGCGGCUUGGGCCAAGGAUGAUCUUUUGAGGGAACAAAGCCAAGAGCUCCAGAGCUACAGGAGGGAGAGGGAUAACUCUGAAGCUGAAAGACUGCAACAUAUUAAGCAAAUCCAUGAUCUUCAAGAACAUAUUCAAGAGAAGGAUCGCCUAUUCCUGGAGUUGCAAGACCAGCAUAGGAUUGCUCAAGAAACCAUCCUUUUUAAGGAUGAGCAGUUGCGAGAGGCACAAGCCUGGAUAACUCGUGCCCAGGAAAUGGAUGCUUUGCAAUCAACUACCAACCAUACUUUACAAGUUGAACUGCGAGAACGCACGGAACACUAUAAUCAGCUUUGGCUAGGUUGCCAAACACAGUUUGCUGAGAUGGAAAGACUACAUUUGCUUAUACAACAGUUCCAUCUUGAAUUGGCUGAUGUCAAAGAAAAGGGUGGGAGUAACUUGGAUGGUUCAAAUACCUCGUGGACGAACGCGAAAAGUCCUUCUGAACUAGAAAAGAUCAAUGACAGCCAGCUUGAGAUAAAUGAUAAUACUUCAAAGAUUGCGGAUUCUAAUGGCGUACAAAGUGGAAAUUCUGAAAGUGGUUCUGGAUUAAACAUCACAACACAGGGCGACCACCGUCAUGUUACAUUUGCUCCUUCAUCCCUACUCGGUAUGCCAACCUACAUUCCAACUGGACAAAUGGCUGCUUUGCAUCCCUUUGUGAUGCACCAACAAGGUCUACCAAUCCCAUCACAAGUACUGCAGUCUCAUCUUCAUGUUGUAUCUGCAAUGCCACCCACACAAAACUGGCAGGACCAACAACAGCCUCAGCCAAAUGACCAAAAUGAACCAACCCAUAACCAGUAUCCUCAGGAAGUUGAAGAAAAACUAUCCAGAACAGACUCCCUGUACGACCAUGAACCUUCAGUAAAUGACCACAUAAUUUGUGGGGACUUUCCAGAUACGAAAAUCAGCCAAGGUUUAGAUACUGAUUCUGUGAGUCCAUUAGCAAACGGAGAGGGACAGGUUCUUGAUACGGUUGAUAUAACCUACAACAAUUCCAAUUCCCCACAGAGGCUGCACAUGAUAUCUUCCCAGUUUCGCGAUGCCCUUAGCCUGAAUCCUAUUGAGCGUGGCAAAGGAGCUAAGGAGAAGACAGUCGAAUCAGGGACUGACCAGGAAACAGAACAUCAGAAUAUGAUGUCUGAACAUUCAAAUCCUGCCAUUAAUGCCACAACAUUUGAAGCGGUGGCUAAUGCUGAAACUUUAAGUGAAGCAACCAUAGAUGCUGCCUCGAGUGUAGAUUUGGCAGAUUCCACUGUUGCUGCUGGGCAGAAAAAUAACAUCGUAGGAAAGCUUGAGGACAGUUAUCUGAUUGACGAAAGAGCAUUGCUGGCUUCCAUAGCCCGCGCAAUAGGAUCUGGUGGAAGAAUUAGGAUCAGCACUACGCUUCCUAAUCGACUUGCCAAAAUGCUUGCCCCACUUCACUGGCAUGAUUACAAAAAGAAAUAUGGGAAGCUUGAUGAUUUUGUGGCCAGUCAUCCAGAGUUAUUUUCUAUUGAGGGCGAAUACAUUCAGCUUCGGGAAGGGGCGCAACAACUGAUAGCAGCCACAGCAGCUGUUGCUGAAGUUGCUGCUGCAGCUCCCUCUUUUUAUUCGUCCUUCUUUCCUUCUGUGGCGGUCACGCCCAUGGCUCAGUCUCAACGACUAAAAAUGGCUAGGUUUCCUGAGCCCGUUGGACCUAAACCGAACAACGGGCCUUCUCAGAUCCUAGAUGCUCCGAAUCAGAACAUGAAUGGCCGUGGUUCGUUUCAUCUUGGUAGGGGCUCGAAUGUGAAGAUUAUCAGUAAGGCUAAAGAUCAUUUGGACAUGAAUGCCCCUGGUUAUUCUGAAAGAAAGGGUGCACGCAACAGGGAAGCUGGAGCUGCAUCAAGUCUAAGAAGAUAGGUUGGCAUAUGUUUUUAUCAAAUAUAGUCGGUUGCCUUUAACUAAAUUAUUGGCACUGGAGUUGCGAGCAAAGAAUUGGAGAUGGUUCAUGAAUGAAGGUUGUAAGCUCCAAAGAUCUCCAAGUGCAAUUUAUUUUGUGACCCCUGAAUAUUGUUGAUUAAAGACGUUAUUUUAUAUUAAAUUGGAAAUGCCGGAGUUUUUCCUUACUCCUGGUAAAUUUAUGAGCAACUGCACGAUGCUAUGUGUUGGUGCACCGUUUUGAAUUUUGGUCAAAGUUCUUCAAAACUUGGUGCUUUUGGGAUGUUUGGUGAACUUAUAUUAGUUUUCACCAUGUCAAUGCUACCAUCUGUUCGGCUCAAAACACUGAACUUGAGAAACUUUUUACCAGCAAAAGGCUAAAUGUUUCAGAUCAAAAGUAGAAUUUUGGAGGAUA